Bombyx mandarina (wild silkworm) is the source of this 2274-nucleotide messenger RNA. RefSeq names its product aquaporin (gene AQP). Gene Ontology annotation, cellular component: cytoplasm. NCBI's taxonomy places the organism in Eukaryota, Metazoa, Arthropoda, Insecta, Lepidoptera, Bombycidae. Gene Ontology annotation, molecular function: channel activity. The record is from RefSeq and is a predicted model, not a curated record.
GGCCUCGGUCGCGAUGCCCGAGCGCACAACAAGACGACUAACAAUAAAAACUGAACGCUGUACGUAUUUUAUUAACACGAAAACGAUAUUACGUAUAACGUGAAUGGCAUAGAAAAUUACGAAAAAAAACCAAUUAAUACGUUAUAACGUAAAUGAAAAAUUAUCUUUCGACGUAAUGAUCUCAAUGUGAUUAGUAAAAUAGUUUUGUUGCAAAAUGAAGUUCACUAUAGACGUCCUUGGUGUUUUUCUUAAAGUUGUCGUCAAGAUCAACAGAGUCACGUUCGCUCCGUUGGUCGUAUCGACGCUUUUCAUCCUUCUGACGUCACUGCUGGCUCAUUGCGCCAGGCGGCUCGUUCACAAGACUAUUAACGAGCCAUUCGUUCGAUUGCUAUUCGAAGAACUAAUAGCAGCGGCUGAGCUAUGUGGGUGUUGCUUCGAGUUGAUUGUGGUUGCAGAUAAUUUCGGUGUGGCCACGUACGCGAUUUUCUUGUUCGCCCUAACGAUAUGGUGGUCUGUGAACUGGGGCGACGCUACUGCCUGCCCUUACACGCAUAUCGAAGACGUCAUUGAAGGCAAAGGUGAUAUUCGCAAGGCCCUUCUCAAGACUUGGGCUGAGUUGACCGGAGGUUUGUUGGUCUUUAAGUACGUUCAGUUGUAUUGGGCCCUCGAAAUCUCCGAGACCCAUAAAGACAAAGCCUUUGAGGAGUGCAGGGCUGAUCUGCAGGUCCCAGUUAUCUAUGGAGCUAUUAUCGAAGGUAUAGCGACCUGUCUCUGUCGGUUAGUUUCAAAGUCCUUGGGUGACUUGAACCCUCGCUUCGCCACCGCCAUUGAUGCCUUCAUUGGCACAUCGUUAGUUGUUGCCGGGGUCCUGACUAGGCACACUGUAUUCGUCUACCGCUAUCAGGAUAAUACUGCAAAUGCCGAUUUAAGUGUGUCCGUGUUUUGCAAAGUACAUUUAGGAAAAGCUUUUGACUACUCGGGUGGAUACUUCAACCCAGUUCUGGCCACCUCCCUCAAGGCUGGAUGCGAAGGUCACACUCUCAUGGAACACGCUGUGGUGUACUGGAUCGGAGCUUGCGCUGGGUCAAUUCUCUCUGUCUACAUGUACAAGCUACCUGCCAUCCAGAGGUACGUCAGAGGAGGCGCUGUAGCUAACGGAGACAGCAUUUGGGCGGAUAAAGAAGACUAAACAUCGCCAACAAAUGAACGAAAGAAGAUAUUUUUCGAUUAAAAGUACUAAAAAAAUCAUCGACAUCUUUUACAAUAUUUCUCUCUUUGUUUGAAAGAAACAACUUAGAGAGCGAUGAAUUUUAAUUUAAAAAAAAAUUUAAAAUAAAAUGGUGCGCGUGCAACUUGGUGCACGUGAAAGAAGUGAAACUUCUUUUGCGGUAUGUAGUAUUGUGGUUUUCUUCAUUUUACACCCUUAAAUCAAAUUUCUCUCGUAAUAGGAAAUGCUGUGCUUAAGAGAAUCGAACUAGCUCGCUUUCUCCUUUCCCUCUCUUCACGGUCGAGUGGUUCGCGAGAUGCUCGGUCUAUUUUCUCACUCUCACUCUCGCUCUUCCUAAAUUGUAUAUUUUCUCUCUAGCCGUAACGAAUCUUUCACGAAUUAAAUUUUAUUCUCAACGUGCCUAAAGAAGUUUCACUUCAAUAAAACUUCAUAGUUUAUAAAACUCUAUUCUCUGCUUUUUUGCUCACUACGUUAAGUACUUCUUUAAUUGUUGUAGAUAUAUCUUAAACAUGUAACAUCUCAAAUGCACUUGAAUAAUCUUUAAAAGAGAUUUAUAAACGAUUCAUAAAUGUCACUUUACACAGAACAGAGUUUGUAAGUAUAAAAAAAGGAACACAAUAUUCCUAACCUAAAAGUACAUGUUAUUAUCCGCAACAUGUUUCGUCAAGUUUGUAAGUUACUGUAGCAGCGCUAGGGACUUGGCAUUAUCUGUGAGCUAACCGUCCAUUAAUAGCUGUAACAAUAAUAUACAAUAUGAUGAUGUAGGAAAUUUAAAAUACUAUCAAUAACUUUCGGGUUCUCUCUAAAAAAAAUUUUAGUGUACGCCAUAUUGAAAGAACUAACUUAGUGAGUCAUUUACAAUAAGUCUCAUUUAUAAAUCAUUCUUUUAACUUAUUAUUACUUGUUUAUUGAGAUUAUGUUCUAGUCAAAAAUUUAUCAAGAAUUGUUAAGUUUUCCACUUUCCUAUUUAUGUAUUACGUUCUGUAUGUUUUAUUUGAAUGUUAUCGAUAAAUUUUUUUCUAAGAGAUUAUAAUAAGUGUUACGUA